UUGGAGACCCCCACGGGCUGCUUGGAGACUCCCACGGGCUCCUUUGAGGAUCCCACGGGCUGCUUGAGACCGCCACGGGCUGCUUGAGACCCCCACGGGCUGCUUGAGACCCCCACGGGCUGCUUGAGACCGCCACGGGCUGCUUGAGACCCCCACGGGCUGCUUGAGACCCCCCGCCCGUCACUCCACGCCGACAUGCCGCGGUCCUUCCUGGUGAAGAAGCAGCACGGGGCCAGGAGAGCACCCCACGGGAGACCGGACCCGGAGACUGCAGUGGCCCCCUGCAGCACCCACGAUGACAUCACCCCUCACCACGAUGACAUCACCUCUCACCACCACGAUGACAUCACCCCUCACCACCACAAUGACAUCACCUCUCACCACCACGAUGACAUCACCCCUCACCACCACGAUGACAUCACCUCUCACCACCACGAUGACAUCACCUCUCACCACCACGAUGACAUCACCCCUCACCACCACGAUGACAUCACCCCUCACCACGAUGACAUCACCUCUCACCACCACGAUGACAUCACCUCUCACCACCACGAUGACAUCACCUCUCACCACCACGAUGACAUCACCUCUCACCACCACGAUGACAUCACCUCUCACCACCACGAUGACAUCACCCCUCACCACCACGAUGACAUCACCCCUCACCACGAUGACAUCACCUCUCACCACCACGAUGACAUCACCCCUCACCACCACAAUGACAUCACCUCUCACCACCACGAUGACAUCACCCCUCACCACCACGAUGACAUCACCUCUCACCACCACGAUGACAUCACCUCUCACCACCACGAUGACAUCACCUCUCACCACCACGAUGACAUCACCUCUCACCACCACGAUGACAUCACCUCUCACCACCACGAUGACAUCACCUCUCACCACCACGAUGACAUCACCCCUCACCACCAUCGUCCAGCCCCCAGCCCACGGCUCCAGCAGAGAGCCCAGUCCCUCUCCUCCGGUCCUCUUUCUCCCGGAGCAGAGCGACUGCGUCUUCCAUCUUCUCCAGACACCUCCCCUCUCUCCUCUCCAGAGGCUGACAGCAGGAGCUCUGCAGGUUCCUCCGAACCGGCUGAAUCCUGUACCAAAGUGAACCUGGAGGUCCAAUGUGUCGCAGGAGACCACAGGAGGAGAGAGAGCCUGGCCCCUUCGGCCCUCCCUCUCCUAGCCCUCUUUCCAACCAUUCCUUCCGGCGGUGGCCGCCAUGAGUGCUUUGAGUGUUUGGACUGCCAUAAAGAGUACUUGAGCUUCUCCAGCCUGACCAAACACAGGCAGCUCCAGUGUGAGUGGAGCUGUAAGAAGUACUUCAGCUGUAAGUACUGCGAGAAGGAGUACGUCAGCCUGGGAGCACUCAAGAUGCACAUCCGCACACACACACUGCCCUGUGUGUGUGCGCUCUGUGGCAAGGCGUUCUCCAGACCCUGGCUGCUUCAAGGACACACACGAACACACACAGGAGAGAAACCCUUCUCGUGCCUCCACUGCAGCAGAGCCUUUGCGGACCGAUCCAACCUGCGAGCUCACCUCCAAACCCACUCUGAGGUGAAACGGUACCAGUGUGCCAGCUGCUUCAAGACCUUCUCCAGGAUCUCGCUGUUAGCCAAGCACCAAGAGGCUGGCUGCCCGCUGUCCUGACCCGGCUCCAAAACACUCGUCUGUAGAGUUCCUCUGAACUGGAUCGGAGUCACUUCACUGUACAAACUAACGUGUAUUUUUUAAGGGUUCACAAGCUUGCACAGAUUGAGUGAGCAUACAUGGAACAGUCUCAAAUGUAUGUCGAUCAUUUCUUUGCCCUCACUGCCCGGUACCAGUGAUGUUAGAACUUACUGACUAGAACUAGUGCUGAAGUAGCAGUUA
Cyclopterus lumpus (lumpfish) is the source of this 1881-nucleotide messenger RNA. RefSeq names its product zinc finger protein GLI4-like. The record is from RefSeq and is a predicted model, not a curated record. NCBI's taxonomy places the organism in Eukaryota, Metazoa, Chordata, Actinopteri, Perciformes, Cyclopteridae. The transcript has 3 exons. Bases 196 to 1659 code for a protein of 487 amino acids.